Messenger RNA from Prorocentrum cordatum, 558 nucleotides. The record is from the annotation of a GenBank genome assembly. Lineage: Eukaryota; Dinophyceae; Prorocentrales; Prorocentraceae.
CAGGGAGGAAGACGGUACAUCGGAUCUUCGGGUCCUCGUCUUGUCGGCUCUUGCGAAUCGUCGCUGGUCGACGCUAAGUCGACGCCAAUCGACGCUGCUAACUCGACGCCUCUCGAACGCUAGCCGACGCUUCGUCGGCCUUAACACCUCGGCUCCCAGACGCCAAUCGACGCCCUAACUCGCCGCGCCGCCCGCGCCGCGGCGCCCGGCGCCAGGCGCAGAGGUCCUCUGGCUCCAGGAGCCCGCAGCAGCGGCGCCUGGAGGCGCGCAUGGCGGCGCACUCGCCCACCACAGUGGCUGGGUGCCUGGGCAUGGGCGGCGUCGUCGCGGAGGCCAAACGGCUGGCCGGCCGCGACGUCGCGCAGCAGGCGCCAGGCGGGGCGCGGCUGCCAUCGGCGGGCAUACCCGGGACGCAGACGCCGACGACGCCGACCACCGCCCACGGCGGUCGCCCCGGCAGCGUCACCUCGGAGAGGUCGGGCACGAUGUCGCCGACGUCCGCCAUGGGCGCCUCCGCGUGGGGCGCCAUGGGGCCCUCUAGCUCCGAGCUGACGAGGA